Messenger RNA from Chara braunii, 1839 nucleotides. The record is from the annotation of a GenBank genome assembly. NCBI's taxonomy places the organism in Eukaryota, Viridiplantae, Streptophyta, Charophyceae, Charales, Characeae.
UGGUUGGGUAUUUGUCGGUCAAGAAAUGGGGUAUCUUGAUCAAGGGGCAUUACGAAGGUAUGAACAAUCUAAAUGCCUACUUCGCGCUUCCGGCUUACAGUUUCAUGGUUAUUGCUACAUGCGACUUGACUAAAAUGGACAAGGUUUUCAUUAUCGCGGACACCAUUGGCAAAAUCGUCUUACUGAUAUCUCUAGGGUUUUGUGUCCGAAGUCUUCCCAAGAAACACACUUUCGCCUCCCGUUUUCAAUGGUGGGCGACAUCGUUCAUGAUCGCCACGAUAACGAACUCGGUUAUCAUAGGAUUCCCCCUUGCGGAGGCGAUGUACGGUGCCGAUGCCAUCCCGCUGAUGGCACAGUUGGUGGUCGUGAAAGGGGUGCUAUGGUUCCCGCUUGUGCACAUGCUUUGCCAGAUGUGUCCGAUCUUCUGGAAAAGGGAGGAUCACAAUAAACUGGAUCCCCCAGGCGGCACGAAAGUGAAACCAUCUUGUCUAUCUUCUUCCCAAUCUCCUGUCACUGCUGUCAGCGAGGAGAUUCUGAAUAUGCCCAGGCCAUCAGAUCACGGCGGGAAGUCUAAUUCUGAGCUCGCCAGCAUUGCAGUAGUCCGACAAUCAGUACACCGCCGACGAGAUGCAAACGGGGCGGACAAUCCCCAUGCCAUUGAUCCUUACCAGUGGAAAGGGGACUCCGAUCCGAUGCACAAAGUCGAAGUCGUCACUGGAAGCCCCUCAAGGGAGGAAGAAUUAUGUCUCAAGGUAGAAAUGUAUGAUGCCACGUCGGUCACAGGUCCUGUAAGGGCUGCUCCGUCUGUUUCUGCUGAUGCAACUAGUCUGCGGGAAUUCGGUCAAGCCAACAAGGCCACCGCUGAAGUGCAGCGGACAAGUAGUGACACCGCCGACAAGUUGAAGUUGUCUUGCAGCUCUGUCUCAUUGGAGGCCGCCACCACAGCUGAAAUGCAGAUUCAGGUUCAAAUGCCAGUUAUGGGUCAAACUCACACUGUGACUCGACAGAAUCCAGGUUCUGCUGAUGAGGAGGAGGCGGCUCAGGUGGGUGAGACAAGCCGAGCGGCGGGCUGGAGAUGUGUUCCGGCGGGAAGUGACGAGACGACGGAGGCCGCAAGUCGGGACCCACAAGGCACAAACGCAUGCGGGCUUCUUCAGUCGAGGAUGAACUUCCCCAUGUCAUUGAGUGCUCAUCGGAGUGCGCGCAAGAUGGACCCGAAGAUGCCCUUGGGGGAGGAAGGUUCGACACAAUGUCAACCCCACGCAUCGGGUAAACUAAAUCCCAAGUUGGAAUCGGAGAAGGAUCCGACGUCAGACUCUGAGGUUUGCAAGGUCGUACGCCUCACUGCCAAGGCAUUCCUAAAACAGCGAUUACUGUUUUCAGGCCUGCUUGGCGUUGCUUUCAGCCUUCUAGCUUCCAAGUAUGGAUUCGAGAUGCCGACCGUUAUGCGGAAGACGGUGAGUAUGUUGAGCAACAUGUGCCUCGGCUUGUCCAUGGUCAGCCUCGGGCUGUUCACCGGAUGCCAGGCGAGCCUGAUCCCGAUUGGAUGGUGGACUACCACGUGGACAUUCUCGUUGCGAUUCGUGUGGGGACCACUUGCGGUAGCAGUCAUAAGCUAUCUCUUCGGAUGCAGAGGGCUUACUCUCAAAGUCGGCCUCAUUCAUAACGCACUGCCACAGGCGGUAAUGUCCUUUGUGCUUGCAUCUCAGUUCGAUGUACACCCAGAUGUCCUGGGCACAGGUGUUUCCUUCGGCACUCUGGUGUCGAUGCCGCUUCUUAUUAUAUACUAUGUGGUUUUGGAGCUGCUACUGUGAAGUCCUAUUGAUGCUUCCAACGAGG